CCUCCUUGUCACGCUAAUACCCAAGCCAAGUCGAUGACCCAAAAAGCUAAUGAAUUUAGAUUUUAGAUUUUUGAUUCUGUCACUUUUUAGUUUUUGUCACAGUUUUUGGUGUGUUACAUGGUGAGAAGUGAAAUAGUUUCAGUAUAAUUUUAUUUUUCUUUUAUUUUUAUCCUUAUGAUGAUUGAAGGAAAGGCAAAUUGUUAUCCUUCUUCAUUGUGAAGAUUUUGAUAUUCGACAGUAUAUUACGUUUAGAGGCUGUAACGAGCAGCGUGUAUUCGGCCGUCGUAGCUGUGGUCGUAUUGCAUGUGUCGCUAGCUCUCUACAUUUAUAGAGCCUACAGCGAAACUGAGAAAGCGCCCGCUAAACCUGUCAAGAAAGAUUAAACUAUUUAUAUACUUAAUUAGCUACUAAGCCAAAAUGGACAAUCUACCCAUGAAAGGCGAACUUCUUCAAAUUUACACCAAGAACUGUGAAGUAAUCGAAGGCAGAUUCCAUAGUAUGACCAGUGAUAAAUCAAAAAUAUCUUUGUAUAAAGUCAAAGACUUGUCUCAAACAGAGCCAAAUGAGAAUAUUUGUCACUACUAUGAACCAGAAAUAAGGAAUAUUGUGAAACUUAAAGAGCCAGGUGAACAAACGUUUUUAAAGAUUUCACAAAAAGAAUAUGAGGAUAUCAUAAAGUUAUCAAAGAAAUAUGUUUACAUCAACCAAGUAGAUCAAGCCUACCAUGAAGCAAUGGAAGAAAUAAAUCAGUACAACUACGUAGCAAUAAGCUCAGAUGGUGCAAACAUGGGGCGUAAAUGUAAGAUGCCUUUCCUUGUUGUGUCUACACCUCAGCAGAUAUACAUUUUUGACAUUCAAGUAAUGCAAUAUCGUGCUUUUGACGCUGGUCUCAAAAAAAUGCUGGAAAGCGAAAGCCCAAAAAAGAUUAUUCAUGAUUGUAGAAAGUUAUCAGACUGCUUGUUUCACAAACAUAACAUUAAGUUGAAUUCUGUAUUUGAUACUCAGGUUGGGGAUAUCAUCAUCACAAAGAACAAGACAGGACGCAUUGCAACUCAUGUAAAAACAUUGGCAGAAUGUCUCAAUACUUAUCUUGGUUUAAAACAUAACACUAUAGAAGAAAAACUGGAUUUAGUGCAAUGCACUGAACGACCACUGUCAACAGGCAUCAAGGAAACUCUUGCGAAGAACAUUUGCUUCUUGCAUCGCCUCUCAGAAAUGAUUAAUGAUGAAAUGAUGCUGCCCUUUUUAAGGGGAGUGGAAUGCUAUGUGGAAUCCCUCAGAUCGGUUGAUGAUUUCAAAGCAUGGGAGCUAUGUGGCAAGCAGUAUCAGAUACCAAAGGAUUUUAAGAGUGCAAUUGAGUAUUAACAUUCCACAAUAAAUUUUAGAAGUAG
Maniola jurtina (meadow brown) is the source of this 1391-nucleotide messenger RNA. RefSeq names its product piRNA biogenesis protein EXD1-like. The record is from RefSeq and is a predicted model, not a curated record. The transcript is spliced from 4 exons. Gene Ontology annotation, biological process: nucleobase-containing compound metabolic process. The coding region runs from base 418 to 1365 and encodes 315 amino acids. Gene Ontology annotation, molecular function: 3'-5' exonuclease activity; nucleic acid binding. Lineage: Eukaryota; Metazoa; Arthropoda; Insecta; Lepidoptera; Nymphalidae.